GACCGCGCAGGAGGGAAGGGGGGGCGGGGCGUCGGUGACGUCACGCCGGCGAGACGCGGCCUGGUGAUGGAGGGCUCUCUCUACAAAUGGACAAACUACCUGAGCGGUUGGCAGCCACGGUGGUUUGUUCUGGAUGGCGGUAUUCUCUCGUAUUACGACUCCCAGGAUGAUGUCAGUAAGGGCUGCAAGGGCAGCAUUAAAAUGGCAGUGUGCGAGAUACAAGUGCAUUCAUCAGAUGGCACGCGUUUGGAUCUCGUCAUCCCUGGGGAGCAGCACUUUUAUCUGCGCGCCAUGAACGCCGCUGAACGGCAAUCCUGGCUUGUGGCCCUGGGCAGCUCCAAGGCCUGCCUGCACGACAGCCGCUCAAAGAAAGAGAAAGAGAUUAGCGAGACAAGCGACUUCCUCAAAACCAAAAUGUCAGAGUUGCGACUCUACAGUGACCUGAUAAAACAGCAGAUAAACACAGUGCGGGAGUCCCUCCAGCCAGGAGAGAGUCGGACACGGCCUGACAUGGAAAAAAUGAAUGAGGCAUCAUCACUGCUGGAUGCCACAUGCGGCACCUUCCUAAAGACCCUGGAGGAGUGCAUGAUCAUCGCCAAUUCCAGCUUCAAGCCAGAGCUCUUCCACUUCUCUCCACCACCAUCGCCUGUGUCCCCUGUCUCUCCUGCCUCCGCUCCCUUCCAUAUCAAUCGGAUCAAACGUACGAGCCAGCCAAACUUUGGGUCCCUUGAAAGGCACGCGACUCAAACAUGGAGGAUGGACAGCAAGCAACAACAUCAGCAGCAUGGAGGCACGACAGUUGUGAGGGACCUGGAAGAGAUGGCAUCGAUUCGAUCCCUGAGGCGGCUCCAGAGGCAGCGAUCCCCAUCACAGACAGAUGCUGAGCAGCAUCUCCGCGCAGCCACCACUGCGCCAGAGGGUCAAAAUUCAAUUUCGGCUACCGCUCCAUCAGAAAUGGACAGUGUCCAGUGCUCGGCAGAGCGUGCAGAAGAAGAAUCUGAAGACUCUCCAUCUCCACACGAUUUUAAGGAUGCCAACGGAGACUUAAAUGGGUCUCAUGUGAUUUCAGAGCAAGCACUUCCACAACCCGACACUCCAGUUGGUGUGUAGCUAUAGAAGAAGUAAAUACUUUAAUGGGACCAUCACUGAGUGUUUAUAUUCUACCAUGCUUGUGUCAGAGUGGCAGGUCUGCUUUGGAACUUGCAGUUGCCAUUGAAGCUUUGUGAUAUCAUACAGGAUGUGUGUGUGUGUGAAAGGAAGAUUGUAAGUUAUUGUGUUUUUCCCCAGUGAAUUCAUAAUUGUUCUUCAGCCAAAUAAACCGUGUUAAGAGGGAUAAGUGUAUUUUAGUAAAAACAAACCAAAACAUAGCAUAAUUUAAAUGUGAACUUUCAUCUAGGCACACAUUUGUCGUCUGGUGUUCAUGUGUGUUGUGUAUUACAUAUUGGAGUCCUGUCAACUCAUUUUAUUCAGGGUUCACAGGUUGUAUACAUAUUUUAGUGCUGCAACCAAUCAACGUCUGUUUUUGACAUCAGGAACUAAAAAAAAUCAAGCAUUUCACUGCUUUACCAACAAUGGGGCAUUGCUCUGAACCACGAGUGGAAAUGACAUUCCAAUGGUCGGGGGACCAUUCUCCCAUUGCAAGAAUUAUGUUGACUUCCCACAAAGGGGACUCAUUUUAUUGACCACAGAGGGAUGAUGAACUGAGUCAACCACCGGUUGGAAUUUUAAUUUGCAGUCUUUCGAUUGUAAGGUGAGCGCUCUCAACCACAGCAUCACCUAUCUGGAUAGCCAAAAUUAUUUAGGUGAAAGUAAAUCCAACAAACAUGCCUAUGUAUGAGCUGAAUUCAUAAAAUAAGCCUAUGUACUUGUGAAGCACUUAUGGCUCUGGUUGGAGGUUCCACACAUUUGUUUCUCAGAUUUUACAGUAUCAGGUGAAACAGCGAAAUGAAAUGUAAUCUGUAAUAUUUAAUUAUCCCAUGCCAGGAGGUUACCAGACUGAUUCUCCUGUAAAUCUAUAUGAACUUAGUCAUAUUUUGGUUAAGUCGGAUCAGGUAAAACCACCGGUCAUUAACAUUUCUACAUGCAUUACCUGAAACUGGAAAUCUUAAAACAGUGUUUGCCAAUCACCUGCUCUCGAGCCAUGUUAUGAGGCUUUUCUUAUGCAUUUAGUCUAUACAUAUGUCCAUGUAUAACGUAUUCUCUAGAUGCAUGUAUUUAUAUAUUGGCGUAUAUUAUACAAGCAUACGUGUACAACUAUACAUAUAUAAAUAAAUACCUAUUCUAUUUAUGGCACUCUGGUUUUUCUUGGUCAAUAACUAGUCCUUUAUCUGUUGCAGCUCUAAAAUGUGUUUGUUACAGAGUUUGUUCUGGUAUAUGCAACGUCUAGAGAGAAUUUACUGCAGCAAUGCCACGUUUGUUAAUACAGCAUAGUCGCUGGUUAAUGUGAAUAAAUGCUUUAAGAGUGCAUCCACAACAUGUUUUUUUGCUGUUACAUUGCUAACGUGAUUACACAUUUCCACACCAAGUAUCAUGGUAUCUUUGAAGCACAUUGUAUUACACAUGUACCUGUGUGCAUGUAAAUCUCUUGUCAAUCCACAUCUGGAUGAGGGCCUUCGGACCCCCGUGUGGGUCACGACGGGCUAUUUGACUACACUUCGUUCUGGGGAGUGCUGGUUGGUGAUUGGAACAUACAAAAACAACAAUGUUUUGCUGUAAUAGCCUUUGCUGUCCAUGUAGCGCCCACAGCCUGUAACACCUGUAUUGCAUGGUGUUGGCCCAUCCAAGCACUAUCCAAGCUCAAUCCUGCUUGACUUCCUAGGUAUCGUGGGAUCGGGCACAUUCCGGGUGAUUUGGUCGUAGGUGUGAUGCAAUAGAAAGCACUACAUAACUACUGAUUCUUGUGAUAACGGGAAAAAUCAGUUGGACCAUCGUGACUUGUAUCAGAAUAGCUCAUGACAUAAUAUCACUACAACCCUUACCUUGCCAUGCAGUGUUGUAUAUUGUGUUUGAACUGGCCCCAGUUUAUAAACGGAUCUUGUAACUCAUGCUCACUCUGCAUUUAUAUAUUGUUAGUACAGUGUAAUUUAUGCAUAAUAUCGGGUUUGCUAUUGAAAUGUUGCACUUUUUAUAUUUCAUAGCACUUGCACAUACAGGAUGUGAAUUAUAUAAAUUUUAUAAUGAAUAUAAGAAUUGCUCAAAUAAGUUGAUGAUUUUGCAUAUAAAGAUGGGUGGGGGGGGGGGGGAAAUACUAGAUACGGUUUUAGGUUUGUGCCACUUUUUAAAAAGUUCCACUGCCAUUUCUAAAGUGCUUAGCAGUAAGUAUCAUCCAUCAACAUGUUGCUGUUCCACCCAUUUGAGACAUUUGUUUUCAUCCAAAUGCCAUCAUCUUUAAGGUGUCGUAGGAAAGUCCAUAAUCCUUGUAAAAGAAAAAAAAACUGAUAAGGAUGACGAUAUUUCAGAUAAAGUGGAGACGUGCUAAAGCACCGCUGUGCUUUUUUACGGUUCUCUGUGCCACAGGUGUGACUCGUACACACAACUUUUUAAAUAAAUCGCAAUUCCCAACUCGUGUGUUUGUGAAACCAAACCCAACCUGGAUUAUAUGUGAAGCGUUUUGCAAAUGAUUUUCAGGCUUUCAUUUCCAUUGUACGGAUAUUUUUUUUCAUGUGACUUGCUACCCCUGCAACAAGAAAACACUAAUAUAAUUUUUUUUGUCAAAAUGGCACAAGUUAACAGAUACAUUUUUUAAUGAUUUUUAAGUUGAAAAAAAUAAAAACCCUGACAGAAGAUUCAUAAAAGGAUACAUUUCAAAUGUGUGUAUACAGGCACACCUUUUAUAGUGGCUCAGGAUGUGUUCUAUACAACACAGCGCUGUAGGAGACCACUAUAACAUGGUUCCAAUGGAGAUGCGUUACCGACUGUGAUUUUUUUUUACCUUUGAGCGAUAUGAGGGCUUCCUUGCGGUAUCAGUAAUAGCCUUAAUAAUGGUACUGUACACAUGAUAAAUGUAUGAAAGCAUUUUAUAAAUAAAAAUGAUCACUUAAUGUAUAAUGACAUAAAUCCAAUAUUAUUUACUCAAUGCAAUCGGUCGGACCUUACGUAACACGUUCCGCGGGAAGCUAUACUUACUAAUGGGAUUAUUCGAUCCAUGGAUUGCCAAUGAAUCGACGCAGUGAUUAACCCUCGAUGAAUCGAUACUAACGUCGCUUUCAGAUCGACUAUGAGCAGGAUCAAUACAAUAACCUCGGUUAAGGUUCCACAAGACCAUAUGUAGGCAAAGACACCUAUAGGUUAAGCCAUGCCGACUUCAAUAUAUGGGAUGAUUCGGGCAGGAAUAUUCUUCCAAAACAAAUAUCGCUAUGAGAGGCAGUGCUAUAAUGCUGUAUUUGAAUACAGCAUUUGCGUGAAUAAGCUUUUUUUUCAAUCAACCAUUUUUCCGUCAUAGCCAGUAACCAAUCAAGUCACCAGAUCAUUAAUUACAUUUGCCAUUUGUGCCAUUAUAGCACGAGGCUAACACAAAGAUACUGUGUUUCACAUACUUGGUCUACAGUAGUUUAGUAGGGAGCUAUGUUGCUGUGUGUAAUCACAAUUAAUUCGUGGGUACAUUUUGAAAUUGGGAAAAUCUGCACCACGACGCCAGCACACGAUGGAUUCCUCUUAAAAUUACCUUCCAGGAUUUGUAAACGUUCACUGUGAAGCAGAUGCCAUAAAAAUGUUUGUUUCAUGCACUUUUAGCAAUACACCCCGUAUUAACCAGGGUGGCCUGCAGGAUGCCAGCCGUUAGCUUCCGCAAAAAAAAACACUGCUGGGCUAUUUCAUAACCCUGUAACCUGUAUAACAAAAAAAAGUUUGUUCACUCCAAGCGAACAAUUUUGCACCAUUUUUCACAUGUAGCACGGACACCCUCAAAUGGGGGGCCGUCUGGAGGCACUUGGGCUCACUGCCCUACCACGAUGGGGCGCAGCAGAUUAACGAAGAAGGGGAGGAAGAGGGGAGAGGGAGGGAAUAAUAGUAACCUAACAAAACAGGAAACAAAGUAACACGUAAGAGCGAUGUCUGGGUUUAUCCUUUUUGUUUUGCUCUAGGUCCGAGGAGCAAAGGUAGUUGGGCCCUUACUACAAUGUUUCAGUGUCAGGAGUCUAUCCCCUCACCUCGGCCACCACGAUUCAGAUGUGAUGUUUUUUUUUCAAAAAUUGGUUCUGUACUUGUCAUUUGUCCAAUAAAUACAAUUGUCACCAUAUGCACGUACAUUAUGCUGAGGCCAUAGCUAUGGAUGUUUCGGCAAUGAAAAAUGAACUAACUUCAAUUUUGUUAUAUUUGGCAAGGUGACAAAUAUUUAAACUUAUUCUUGGAAGACCGUGAGUUCAAAUCCUUAUCGGUGGGAAUUUGAAGAUCAUCCUUCCAGGGUUGCUAAAAUAAGUAUUACCUUGUGGGAAGGCGGUAGUGGUUCUCGUGUGAAGAAACUGGACUGUGCUGUAGGAAUGUUGAAUUUCCCUCAUUGGUUUAGGAUUAUUAACAGUGGUGAAUGUCAUCCGAGUACUUAUUUGAGCUUUGGUAUUUUGAUUAUCAGUUUUUGAGCGAUCCUUGCUUUUAAAUUGAAUCCCCAAAAGGGAGAGUCGUGUGCAAAUGACUAUGUGGUGGAUUACUGGUAACUUACUAUAAAUGACAUCCCAUAAUGUAAUUUUUUAAGUUAAAUCUUAAUAGCAUCCUGAUGUUCGAUAAAUAUGGUUACAGUGUGAUAUAAAAUAAAUAUAUAGAUUUUGUGUGCCUGGUAUGCUGUUUAUAUAUUUUCUUAUUUGAUCAUGGAACUUGUGUUUUAAAGAGAAAAUAAACAUUGUUAUGGUAGUUUAUGUUCAAUGCAAACAUUUUAAUUCCUUUGCACAAUAUUCAUGUUUGGUCAUAUGUAAAUUGUUUUAAACAGAGAUGUCACACAUCGAUAGAGGUUUAAAAAGACAACCCUGUAAUGAUUUAUCACAAAUUGCAAACAAACCAUGACACAAAGGCCUGCAUCUUGGUGAUGUUUAUUACAGCGUGAAUUCUGUCAACCUGUGUAACGAUGUAGAUGACCUUUAGAUGCUUUCUAGCAUUCCGUUAAAAAAGCUAAUUUUGUAUUUGUUGCAUGACGUUAAACUUGCCCUACAGUGGUUUAUGACCAACCUGUAAUGGUUUCGUAUAUGUGUGAAUUUUACAUUUUACCUGAAACAAUAGGACACCCCUGGCAUGCGUGGCAUAGUGCCAAACUCAGUAAUGCCAGAUCUGUCCGAUUGUCUUCAAUGCCACACGUUCUACAACAAUUAUUGGGUUGAUUAACCCAUGUUGAUUGUCUGCUAUGCAUACUUUAACUUUCUGCAAUAAAUUCCACAAUAGCAUA
This is a messenger RNA of Petromyzon marinus (sea lamprey), 6367 nucleotides long. RefSeq names its product pleckstrin homology domain-containing family A member 3-like. Gene Ontology annotation, cellular component: early endosome; recycling endosome; trans-Golgi network. Lineage: Eukaryota; Metazoa; Chordata; Hyperoartia; Petromyzontiformes; Petromyzontidae. The record is from RefSeq and is a predicted model, not a curated record. Gene Ontology annotation, biological process: retrograde transport, endosome to Golgi; endosome organization; receptor recycling.